UCUGCCACGGGCACCCGCAGGGACCCUGGCGGCGGCGGGUGACACUUGGGGCGGCAUGGCCGAAGCUGGCGGGGCCGGCUCCCCUACACUGCCGCCGGCUCCCCAGCACGGCUCUCCCCGGACCCUGGCCUCCGCCGCCGGGAGCUCUGCUUCCUGCGGGCCAGCGACCGCGGUGGCCGCGGCAGGCACAGCCGAGGGACCGGGAGGCGGCGGCUCGGCCCGGAUCGCCGUGAAGAAGGCGCAACUGCGCUCGGCUCCGCGGGCGAAGAAACUGGAGAAACUCGGCGUGUACUCCGCCUGCAAGGCAGAAGAGUCCUGUAAAUGCAAUGGCUGGAAGAACCCCAACCCCUCUCCCACUCCACCAAGAGCAGACCUCCAGCAAAUAAUCGUUAGUCUGACUGAAUCCUGCCGGAGCUGUAGCCAUGCCCUUGCUGCUCAUGUUUCCCACUUGGAGAAUGCAUCAGAGGAGGAAAUGAACAGACUCCUGGGAAUUGUGUUGGAUGUGGAGUACCUCUUUACCUGUGUCCACAAAGAAGAAGAUGCAGAUACCAAACAAGUUUAUUUCUACCUAUUCAAGCUCUUGAGAAAGUCUAUUUUGCAAAGAGGAAAACCUGUGGUUGAAGGCUCCUUGGAGAAGAAGCCCCCAUUUGAAAAACCCAGUAUUGAACAGGGUGUAAAUAACUUUGUACAGUACAAGUUUAGUCACUUGCCAUCAAAAGAGAGGCAGACAACAGUUGAGCUGGCCAAGAUGUUUCUGAACCGAAUCAACUACUGGCACCUGGAAGCUCCGUCACAGCGCAGACUGCGAUCUCCCAAUGAUGACAUCUCUGGAUACAAGGAGAACUACACAAGGUGGUUGUGCUACUGUAAUGUACCACAGUUCUGUGACAGCCUACCUCGGUAUGAAACCACAAAGGUGUUUGGGAGAACACUGCUUCGCUCAGUCUUUACCAUCAUGAGACGACAACUCCUGGAGCAAGCCAGACAGGAAAAAGACAAGCUGCCUCUUGAGAAACGCACAUUAAUCCUCACACAUUUCCCAAAGUUUCUGUCCAUGUUGGAAGAAGAAGUGUAUAGUCAAAACUCUCCUAUCUGGGAUCAGGAUUUUCUGUCAGCCUCUUCCAGAACCAGCCCACUAGGAAUCCAAACAGUGAUCAGUCCUCCUGUUACUGGGACAGCAUCUUUCUGCACAAAUGCCUCUUCCCAUGAGCAGAUCAAUGGAGAUAGAACAAGUCCUGGUUGCAGAGGUCCUUCUGGGCUUGAAGCAAACCCAGGAGAAAAGAGGAAAAUGAACAACUCUCAUGCUCCGGAGGAAACCAAGAGAUCCCGAGUGUCGGGGGAUAUUCCUGUGGAAUUGAUCAAUGAGGUCAUGUCUACCAUCACAGACCCUGCGGUGAUGCUUGGACCAGAGACCAAUUUUCUGUCAGCACAUUCAGCCAGAGAUGAGGCGGCAAGACUGGAAGAGCGCAGGGGUGUCAUUGAAUUCCAUGUGGUGGGCAAUUCCUUGAGCCAGAAACCGAGCAAGAAGAUGCUGAUGUGGCUGGUGGGUCUGCAGAAUGUGUUUUCUCACCAGCUGCCUCGAAUGCCCAAAGAAUACAUCACACGACUCGUGUUCGACCCGAAACACAAAACCCUUGCUUUAAUUAAAGAUGGCCGUGUCAUUGGUGGUAUCUGUUUCCGGAUGUUUCCAUCCCAGGGAUUCACAGAAAUUGUUUUCUGUGCAGUAACUUCAAAUGAACAAGUCAAGGGCUAUGGAACACACCUGAUGAACCAUCUCAAAGAAUACCACAUAAAGCAUGAUGUUCUGAACUUCCUCACAUAUGCGGAUGAGUACGCCAUCGGCUACUUCAAGAAGCAGGGUUUCUCCAAAGAAAUCAAAAUACCUAAAACCAAAUAUGUCGGAUACAUCAAGGAUUAUGAAGGUGCCACUUUGAUGGGAUGUGAGUUGAAUCCUCAGAUCCCAUACACAGAGUUCUCUGUCAUCAUUAAAAAGCAGAAGGAGAUCAUUAAAAAGCUGAUAGAAAGAAAACAAGCCCAGAUUCGAAAAGUCUACCCUGGACUUUCGUGUUUCAAAGCUGGAGUUCGGCAGAUCCCUAUAGAAAGCAUUCCUGGAAUCAGAGAGACAGGCUGGAAACCAAGUGGAAAAGAGAAAAGUAAAGAGCCCAGAGACCCAGAACAGCUUUACAGCACCCUCAAGACCAUCCUGCAGCAGGUGAAGAGCCAUCAAAGCGCUUGGCCUUUCAUGGAACCUGUGAAGAGAACAGAAGCUCCAGGAUAUUAUGAAGUUAUAAGGUUCCCUAUGGAUCUGAAGACCAUGAGCGAACGCCUCAGGAACAGGUACUAUGUUUCUAAGAAAUUAUUCAUGGCGGACUUGCAGCGAGUGUUCACCAACUGCAAGGAGUACAACCCUCCUGAGAGCGAGUACUACAAAUGUGCCAGCAUCCUGGAGAAGUUCUUCUUCAGUAAAGUUAAAGAAGCCGGGUUGAUUGAUAAGUGAUUUCUUUUACUUAGACACUCAACAGCAGUGUGCCUAAAGCAGGUGGUUUAGGUUUUGGGCUUUUUUUUUUUUGGUUUGUUUUUGUUUUUUGUUAUUGUUAUUUGUUUUUAAGAAUUGUAUAUCAUGUGUUGAAGAGACUUGUAAUAAUUAGCACUUUUGAAAAACAAACAAAACCUCCUUUAGCUUUUCAGAGACUUAUUUAAAUGGAAGUCAUAGAAAAAAUUAUUUUGUGGGAUAGAUUUUACUAUUUCCUACUAUCAUGUAAAUUUUCUUUGGCAUAUCCAGUAGCUAACAGAUGAUCAGGGGCUUCCUCAAAACCUGUAUGCGAGGAAAUUGCACACAGUGUCAAUAUUUAGGGGAUCUAGAGAAAAUUCUGACCAUGAAUGUCUCCAUUUUUUUCUAAUGGAACAUGAGAGUUUAUUUUAUUCUGAAGGACUUUAAGGGUCCACAAUAUGCCUGUCAAGGUAAACUAUGUGAUAUUUGAAGUCUCAUUGUAGACCUUUUACAAAUAUAUAUUUUUAAAACACUCAUCUGGAAGAGGUGCUCAGAGCAGUUCUGAAAAAUGCAGCUUCCCCAACAGCAGCUGCCUGGACUCUUUGAAAGUGCCCAGGGCUUUGUUGUCCUGUCUGCCUAUCACAGGCUUGAGUGCACAACCACUAUGGAAUAAUUCUCGGCAGAUAUGUAUCAAUAGCAUAUUUGCCUUUGCUUGUGCAGGCUUUAAGUUCUAAAAGAUCCUUUACCAGGUCACAAAGGUGUCAACUUGAAAACAUUGGAGGUUUUGUCAAUGUUAAGACAUAUAGCCUAAAUAUUUAUGAAUGUUGGGGAGUCUUACUACAAAUGAGUAAGGAUUCUUUGUAUUUUUCUGGUACAAUUAACCUUAUUAGCAAUGUCUAUGUGAACAUUUCCCAUUUGCACUUCCAGAUUUAUAUUUGUCUGACGUGAACUGAAUUCUCACCAAAGUUUAUGCCAGUAUUUUAACCCCUGAGUCGUUUCAAUGGUCCCUGAUAAAAUCCCACUAACAUCCACCCACUAUGAAACAAACCCUAUAUCUGGAGCUGGAGAGAAGGCUCAGGGUUAAGAGCACCUCCCAUUUUCCCAGAGGACAUCAGGUUGAUUCCCAGCAGCAACAUCCAAAAUGGUAUAAUCUUAUUAACCAGUUUGACUGGGGACUCAAGCUUAGUGCUUGGAUUUAUUUCCUGAUUACACUACAUAGAAAAGUGGGACUCCUGCCACCCCAACUCUGGGAAAAACCAACUAAUAUACAACCAUUUUAAUCUCAAUGGUGUCGACACUAAUUUUUAUGAUGCAAAUUUAUAAACUGAUUUUUUUGGUAAAGGCUGAGGUUUUAAAAAUGUAUUUAAUGUAUGUUUUCUAUCAGCAUAAAUUAUAAUAGGUCACUAAUGUCAUUAAAACAGCUUGCAGAGGUAGUGUGCUUGAAGGAAAACGCCCUGGCAAUGCUACUGAGCACUGCUUCUGACACGGAGGUAUUCUAUACGUUCAGAGUGUCCACUGAGGACCACACUGAAGAUGCCUCAGCUUUUGAAUUGCAAGGAACACUCUAAGUGGUGUCUAGACUUUUAAUGAAGAAUGAUAAUACAGAUUGCAUUAAGUAUCGCAGACUGUUUUUAAAACCAGAUUUUGCUGAAGCAUCUGUCCAGCUUGGUAUCCUGUGAAAGUUUGUUUCCUGGGUAGACAUUCUUAUAGAGUAUUGUCUUUAAAAUCAGAUGGUCUCUUCUAUAUUGAAAGCAUUUUUAUGUUUUCUAAUUUAAAAAUUAAUAUUUUCUUAUAGCUAUUGUGCAAUAAAGCUGAAGUAGAAUGUGUGGUUUUUGCAAAUGCUUUAACAGCUGAUAAAAUUUUACAUUUGUAAAAUUAAUAUAUUGUACUGGUACAAAAUAAUUUUAAAUUAUAUUUUAAAAAAUUC
Microtus oregoni (creeping vole) is the source of this 4418-nucleotide messenger RNA. It is a transcript of the gene Kat2b, whose product is annotated as lysine acetyltransferase 2B. Gene Ontology annotation, cellular component: histone acetyltransferase complex; nucleus. The record is from RefSeq and is a predicted model, not a curated record. Gene Ontology annotation, molecular function: protein binding; histone H3 acetyltransferase activity. Gene Ontology annotation, biological process: positive regulation of transcription by RNA polymerase II; chromatin remodeling. The coding region runs from base 56 to 2497 and encodes 813 amino acids. The transcript is spliced from 18 exons. Lineage: Eukaryota; Metazoa; Chordata; Mammalia; Rodentia; Cricetidae.